UCGGUGCCUUGCCUGACGCAAUCCGCUGCAAUCCUGCGUAAUGCGUGUGUGCGGCGUUCGUGGCUGUGUAAACACCAAAGAAUCCCGCUCUGGUGGACGAAAGGGACCGGGUAUUCGCUACCACAAGGUUCCAAAGAACGAGCCCGCACGGACCACAUGGCUGAGGUUGAUAGGACGUGAUGCCGUCCCACAGAACUUCGAAAUCUCCGUCUGUUAUUUGCACUUCCGAUCGGACGAUUACGUAUUGAACAUGGCACUCGCGGACGCGUCCGGAGUUGGGAGAUUCCGAGGUAGACUGACGCCUGGCGCGACGCCGUCGUUGAACCUGCCGACGGGCGAUCAGCAUGCAGUGCAACAGAAAAACAAGGCCAGCCUGUGUAUCCCAGAAGGAUGUGACAGCCAAGCUAGUGAUGGUAACACUGCAUGGACUGGCUCCAUGGUUCUUGCUUCCCAACAUGGUAACGAAGAAAGCAGCCACGCAUCUGAAACAGUGCGUGCUUCCCCUGGAUUUCUGUCUCCCGAUCUCGACACGACCCCUCCAAACACCCUGGAGUGCAUGAACUGCGGAUGCAAGCAGCUCAAAAGCACAUGUUCAACCGAAGAGAAAAGCACACAGUAUUCUCCACCGAAGGAGUCAAGAUGGACCCAAACAGUACUUACGAAGACUAGAACAACUGGCACACAAGCAAAUCGUAAUGUUGCGGCGCUGCAGACAUCAUGUACUCAGACAAGUGAAGAGCUUUGUCAAACUCAGCUACAGGACAGUGGGCUUCCUUGGCAGUCAAUGCAAACAUCGUGCAACCGGACAAGUGAGGAGCCCCAUCAAGCUAACCAACAAGACACCGCAGUGCAAUGGGAACCAAAGCGUUGUUCCACACCAGUUAUGGACGUGACAGAGAGCAGUACCGGUGACACCGAAAACCCAGCAGACACUACAUAUGUACCGAGUAACGACAGUGUUCUCAGCUGUGUCGGAUCCCUGCUUCGAGUGAAGUGCUACUGUCCAGAUGGCCACAUUUUCUGUUGGGAAAGCCAGCCGUACAUAGCCAAUAAGCCUGCUGGGAAUGUGCUUUUGUCAGCUGCCAUUCUAUUCAGCGGAGCCAGCCCAAUACCAACACUGCGUAUGCUUCAACUGAUAAAUGUCAAGAUAUGUCCAUACUCUGCCCCUAGGAACUAG
This is a messenger RNA of Ornithodoros turicata, 1177 nucleotides long. RefSeq lists its product as uncharacterized. The transcript has 6 exons. The coding region runs from base 41 to 1177 and encodes 378 amino acids. Lineage: Eukaryota; Metazoa; Arthropoda; Arachnida; Ixodida; Argasidae. The record is from RefSeq and is a predicted model, not a curated record.